Lolium perenne is the source of this 630-nucleotide messenger RNA. Lineage: Eukaryota; Viridiplantae; Streptophyta; Magnoliopsida; Poales; Poaceae. The record is from RefSeq and is a predicted model, not a curated record.
AUGCCCGUGCAGUUCAGAGGCAUCUUUGGUAUGGGUCACCACUCACCAAGGCGGGAGCGGGGAUGGAGCACAGGGAUGGGUCACCUAGAACCUAGCAUGUGUGGUCAGGGUUGGAGACGUUGUGCGGGAGCUCACCGUUGGGGUUCUCCGGCCGGAUGCGAUACUGGAGAGGCCUCGACGACCGGAGAUCUUGGAGGAGGCACGGCGUCCCUCCAUGAUUCGGGUGGCCAGCUACCCUGCUGCGACGGCCCCGUCGCAUCCAUCUCCCAACGCUCUCCCCCGACGACGGCUGGAGGAACAGGGGCAAGCGGCAAUGGGAAGGGCGGGGCGCUCGGUGGAGAUCGUGACGCGCGAGCGAAGCAAGAGGGCGGGGCGGCGCCAGGGAGGAGGCAGAUCGUGGAUGUGGCGCUGCCGCCGAGAAGAAGGCACGCAGGAAGUCGGAGUUCGGGCGCUGCCGCCUUCUUCGGCGGGGAUUCUAUGCUGCCGCCGGGAAGAAGGUGGGGCGGGAGUUGGGGCCGGCCGCCGGGAAGAAGGUGGGGCGGGGGUUGGGGCGGCGAUGCGGGCUUCCGCCGGGAAGAAGGCGGAGCGGGAGCUGGGGUUGGGCGGCGAGCAGGCUCCCGCCGGGAAUAA